This is a messenger RNA of Cydia splendana, 458 nucleotides long. RefSeq names its product ribonuclease kappa-B-like. Bases 1 to 456 code for a protein of 151 amino acids. Gene Ontology annotation, biological process: nucleic acid metabolic process. Lineage: Eukaryota; Metazoa; Arthropoda; Insecta; Lepidoptera; Tortricidae. Gene Ontology annotation, molecular function: RNA endonuclease activity. The record is from RefSeq and is a predicted model, not a curated record. The transcript is spliced from 4 exons.
AUGCUUCAAUUUUGUGGCGUUUGUUAUAUGUGCUUGAGUAUUUGGGGCAUAAUCCAACUGUCUAUAAUGGGCAUAUUAUACAGGGUUGAAUCCCUAAGUUUAAUCGAGGAUACUGAAGCGCAUGAGUUCGAAGACACCCAAGACUUUAUAAAACACACGAAAAAAAACUAUAAACAGGUACGUAUGUCACAAAUUCAUCUUAUUUUCAAUGAAUUCAUAUUAAUACCGAAUAUUGGGCGACCGAUCAUUCGGCAUGACAUGCGAACAUUUCCAGUGUCGGUAAACUGCUUCAUCGCCUCUUUUAUUUACGUGGUGAUACUGGGCUUAUCGUUGCUGUGCAUCUCCAAGGCGAAGAAAAACGCAAAACUAAAAGAGGCUAAGCUGCUGGAUGACACGUUGAGCUGCACAUUCGAAGUUGUUGAGUUAACGGAGAAGCAAAAGAAAAAGAUCACGUAGGA